Messenger RNA from Daphnia pulex (common water flea), 776 nucleotides. Its product is annotated as protein TEX261-like. Gene Ontology annotation, cellular component: COPII-coated ER to Golgi transport vesicle; endoplasmic reticulum membrane; Golgi membrane. The transcript is spliced from 6 exons. Bases 92 to 694 code for a protein of 200 amino acids. Gene Ontology annotation, biological process: endoplasmic reticulum to Golgi vesicle-mediated transport. The record is from RefSeq and is a predicted model, not a curated record. NCBI's taxonomy places the organism in Eukaryota, Metazoa, Arthropoda, Branchiopoda, Diplostraca, Daphniidae. Gene Ontology annotation, molecular function: COPII receptor activity.
UCAUUUCGUCUGCCAUGUCAUCACUGGCUAAACCAGAAAAUAAAAUAUCUUUUGAGUUUUGACGUGCCUCUAUUACAAUUACACGUCUAGAAUGUGGUUUUUGUUUGUCUUGGCGAUUAUUUCAUCUAUAAUAUUGAUUUUGUGCGUGACCCUUGCAAUUGCUGCUGGGUUAUACUUUCUAGCUGAAUUGGUCGAGGAAUAUACCAGUAUUACAAGCAAAAUUAUUCGUUACAUGAUAUGGGCAAAUCUUGUUAUUCAAUUUGGACUUGGAAUAUUUGAGUCAUUCCCAAUUAGCCUUUUACUUUGUAAUGUCAUUCAUCAACUGUGUAAUUUGUCAAUUUUGAAGACAUUUCCUUACUUUAUUUUAACAUCACCAUCAUUCAUCCUCGGUCUAGCUUCUCUUGGACUGAACCACUAUUGGGCUUUUGCGUUUUUUGGGACAAAGUAUUUCCCCUUUCUAGAGGUGUUGGCUUACUUUACCAUCUCACUAUGGAUGAUCCCAUUUUUAUUCUUUGUAAGCCUUUCUGCCAAUGAGUAUGUUCUCCCGACAACAUCAGAAAGAGGACCACUCAUCAAUAAUGAAGAUGACCUGGUCUCACACUAUUUUUCAAGUAACAAGAAGAAAUAUGGGCUGUUAUAUUUUUUCAACUACAUCAAAGACUUAUCAUGGAUCUCCCCGCAAAAGCAAUUUUAAUACAUCUUGAAAUGAAAUAUUUGUAUUGAUUGAUAUUAAUACCAGAAACAAAUACACAUUAGGCGCUUUGUACAAACACGAA